Centropristis striata (black sea bass) is the source of this 2267-nucleotide messenger RNA. RefSeq names its product lysophosphatidylcholine acyltransferase 4 (gene lpcat4). Gene Ontology annotation, cellular component: endoplasmic reticulum. The transcript has 13 exons. Bases 218 to 1762 code for a protein of 514 amino acids. Gene Ontology annotation, molecular function: calcium ion binding; 1-acylglycerophosphocholine O-acyltransferase activity. Gene Ontology annotation, biological process: phosphatidylcholine acyl-chain remodeling. The record is from RefSeq and is a predicted model, not a curated record. Lineage: Eukaryota; Metazoa; Chordata; Actinopteri; Perciformes; Serranidae.
UGGAGAGUUUUUCCUAACGAUGUUUGUCUCGCCAUAAGAGCGAAAAGAGACGGAAAGUUGUUUUUUUUUUGUUUUCGUCCGUUUCAUUUUUCAACAGAAACGUAUUUUUCCAUACCUUUUAAGGAAAAUAGCCGUUUCUUCAACCGACAAGGGAGUGCAAAUACAUCUUUUUUUCUUUUUUUUAAACAUAUUAUUUCAGUUAAACUCGUCCGUCGCCAUGGAGAAGCGCGACUGUCACUCAUCAACCCAGGAGUAUCCACAUCCGUUCGUCCACAAAGUGAAGCUGACAACAGCCCAGAGGAUCAGGGGCAUCAUCCUGGGCACCAUCCUCUUCCCUAUCCGCGUGGCCCUGGCAGCCCUCUUCUUCCUCAUCAUGUGGCCGUUGGCCCGGCUACGGAUGACCGGCCUGUCUGAGGAGGAGCGCUCCCGGCCCGUGGUGGGCUGGAGGCACUGGCUCUACCACAGCAUCGUCCUGUGGCUGAGCCGGGCCGCCUUCUUCUCCCUGGGCUUCUACUGGGUGAAGGUCAAAGGUCGCCGGGCCGACCUGAAGGAGGCUCCGGUGCUGGUGGUGGCUCCUCACAGCGGCUUCCUGGACAUGGUGGUUCUGACUAAAACUGAACUGGCCACGGUGGUGUCACGGUCUGAGAACAGCAGCCUGCCGGUCAUAGGAGCUCUGCUGGAGUUUAACCAGGCUGUGCUGGUGAGCAGGAAGGAUCCGGAGUCGAGGAAAAAUGCAGUCACUCAAGUCACAGACAGGCUGACCUCCGAUGGCUACUGGCCUCAGAUGCUGAUCUGGCCUGAAGGAACCACAACCAACGGCAGCGCUCUCAUCAAAUUCAAACCUGGUGCCUUCGUCGCCGGAGUCCCAGUCCAACCAGUUCUGCUGCGUUACCCCAACCAGCUGGAUACUGUUCGCUGGACCUACAAAGGAACAAGCUGGCUGGAGGCCCUGUGGCACACAGCUUCUCAGCUCUACACCAACAGCACUGUUGAGUUCCUGCCAGUUUACAACCCCUCCGAGGAGGAGAAGAACGACCCCAACCUCUACGCAGACAAUGUUCAGAAACUCAUGGCCCAGGCCCUGGGAGUCCCAGCUACAGAUUACGUGAUGGAGGGCCGGGUUCCUGUCAAUAAACUGGGCGGUCUCUCUCUCCCGGUGGAGUCUCCUGCAAAGAAAACGCUCUCUCUGCUGCACAGAAACGGUCUGGAAGCACAUGAAGUGGAAGCAGCGCUGGGCAGAAUGAUUGACAGGUGUCAGUCAGGAGCUGAGGAGUCCAAGGCCGGUUCAGAGGAGCUCGCCUCCAUCCUCGGGCUGACGGACAGGCAGACAGCUGUCACCAUCUGCAGCCUCUACUCCAAGGAUGACACUGUGGACCUGAGGCAGAUCUAUUUGAAUGUUGCUGCUCUGUCAGGAUUUGUCAGCUUCGAGUCUCUGCUUCACACUGCCUUUAAUCUGUUUGAUAAAGAGGCCCGAGGCAGUCUGAGUGCAGAGGAGCUGUCGGGCCUCAUGGGGGCGCUGCUGGGCAUCCCUCAGCGCCAAACAGCUGAGCUUUACUCUCUGGCCUCCAGUCAAGGAGAGCUGACAGAAGAAACUCUCCUGCGAGUGCUGACGACCCACCCGACCUAUCAGAGAGCGGUGAACGAGUGCAUGAUGCGUCCGGAGGAGGCGGGCUCUAUGCUGACCAAUGGGAAGGCAGAGAACAACAACGGGAAGAUGCAGAAUGGAAACGGAUCCAUCCACCACAACAAAAAGUUUGAAUGAGGAUUUUUCUUCUUUUUCUCUUAUGGAAAUCAUCCAGAAAUUGGACUCAAGUUUGUAGUAACAACGGGACAUAAUCAGAAUAAUCGUCGACAAAGGAUUGUAUUUUUUUUAACUUUUGUGCCUGUGUGUAUGUGUGUGGAUGAAUUUUUAUCACUGUAACUUUUUAUUACAUUAUAAAACCAAAGAAUAACUUAAAUUAAGCCUAGUUUGUGCGCGUGUGUGUGUGCUUGUAUAUUUAAAUUGUCUUUAUGUCUGCCAGUGAACAUUUUUUAAUCAACAGAAGAAACAUUGUUCAAAACUCACUUUGUGUCUAUUGAAGCAAUAAAAUGUCUUAUUUAUAUAAUUUCCUUUUUAUGUACAUAAAUGUUUUUUUUAACGGGGACAGUGGAAUGUGCGAGAAGAAACUCUGUAAAUCAAAAAAAGUUUAUUUUAUACAAAUGAAUUCUUCCAUUUUUCAGUGACUUUAUUUUACAUGUAAGAAUCAAUUAAACUGUGAAUUAUUUUA